AUAGAGAUCCCAAGAUCUCCAACGAUUCCGGCACCCAAGAAGUGAUCGACACAUUGCGCCCACUGAUUGACUUUGGGCUCUCUACUCAAGAUUUAGUCGCUAUCGGCUAUGACAAGAACUCUACUCAGAUAGAGUUUGGAAAUCACGUUUUUACAAAAUGGAUUGACGACCACCACGCCCGCUGGUCUCAAGCCCUUUCCAGGUUCGAUAGCCCUUUCCAGGACUUCUAUGCUAAGUUCUCGGUCGAAGUCCGGGUUAAUAUGCUCUUCGAUGAAUACGAUAACGACUGGCAACGCGUCCUGGCCUUUUUGAUUUCGAUUUUUGAGGAUGACGACAAGAACACGGAAUAUAUCUGGGGAGUGAGAGCGAUUGCUCUACAGGUCGCCCAACAAAUUCCUUUCUCCUUUUUCGAUAUUUGUCUUUUGGGUGAUUCGACAAUUCAACAUGAUGACUUGUACUUCUGUCAUGACGAUUCUAAUCCUUGCUUACGACAAAAGACUCCUUUGGUACAAUUUUGGUUGAUCUGUGCUACCAUGUUCGAUCAUCCUUGGACUAUGAUGUUUGACAAAUUUCUAGAGGUGACUCCUGUAAGAUGCAUACAGGAAAUGAAGACUAAAGUCAUCGCGGGUUUUCCGAACGACGCGGUUGACAAAGUUGAAAUCCACAAGGGUGUCAGAAAGAUUUUCGAUCCGGAGUAUGAAGAUUCCGAGGAAGAAGACGACCCAAUCGGUGACAAAGAUAAUGGCUUGGUUAACAGGUACGCCCAACCUGACGGGUGGGACUCAGAUGCGACCGAUGACGACAGCGAAUUUGACAAUAAGACUGUUGAUGAUGCUGACGAUGAUGACAAUGCAUCUGGGGAAUCCGUCAUUAUUGUUGAAAGCACUCGGCCGACCGACAAUGAAUUUGGUGGUAGUCGAUCCGGCAGAGGUCGCCACGCUGAGACUCGCACCAUCACUGAUGAAACAGUCUCCGAAUUGACAGGAAACACAGGUGAUGAAUCUGAACCGGAAUUAGCGUCUCCGCCACGAAAGAAAGGACGCUCUCAACGGGUGUCAAUUGAUGAACAAUCUACCGCAAUGGACGUGGAUGGAACGGACCCGAGCGUUGGUUCCCAACCCAGUGGAAAGCGGCUGCACCCGGCGCCAAGGUCUACUAAGCCUGCUACACAGGAGCCGGCAAAAUCGAGGCCUACAACGAACGUUCCCGGGGCCAAACGGAAAUCUCAACGAACUCUGACGCUGGAAGAGCGCCUGGAUGAUUUGUGCAAUGUCGACCUGGAUGGAAUGGAAGGCAGGGCUAUGUUGGUCGAGUUGGGCAUGGUCUACAAUUACCCAGGUCAGCAGGAGGGCAACCAAUCACAUGCGUCCAUUAUCCUGAACCAUAUUUUGGACACCUUGUCCGACAUGCUCAGGAACACAGAAAAGACUCUACGUAUACUACCACUUUCCGAUAGGACGUAUAAGAACACGCAGAUGUGGAUUCGCAAUGAAGCCGACCUUCGGCGGCUGAUUCCUGAUUACCGCGGGUUGUCACGAUACCUCAAUAUGUCUUUUGGCAACAUGUCGUAUGCGUCUAAUUCAAACAAGCCGGGAGAAAAGAAGCUGCGCACACGGCUGAGAGUAGGUUUCGAGGCUGACGUGUCGUCGGAGAUGAUCCAGCAAUAUCUGCAUGGUGAAUUGCAACAUCAGGGACGUGGCGCCGGAUGCUACUCAUCCGUUCUCCAGUUUGGUGACAUUGAAAAGAUUGGAGCCUUAUGUUUUUACCCUCAGGAGAUUAACAUUAUGGCCAUCAAGAAAGAACUGAUGCGUCAUUUUGGUUGGGAUAUUGUUAUUGGACUACGGUCAAGUACUGUGAAGCG
Molecule: messenger RNA, 1861 nt
Organism: Cylindrotheca closterium
Lineage: Eukaryota; Bacillariophyta; Bacillariophyceae; Bacillariales; Bacillariaceae
Source: the annotation of a GenBank genome assembly